This is a messenger RNA of Odocoileus virginianus texanus, 3652 nucleotides long. The record is from RefSeq and is a predicted model, not a curated record. Lineage: Eukaryota; Metazoa; Chordata; Mammalia; Artiodactyla; Cervidae.
CUGCCCCACGUGGGGGCCCCGCGCUCCCAUUGGCCAGCGCCGGGCGAAGCUGCCACAUUAUUUUGUUACUUUUCAGUCCCUAUUUGGAACUGCUCUCGCGGCAGUUCAGACCUCGUGCUCGUCCCCCUCGCCUGUCUGUGUGUGGUAUCCGCAGGUCCGGGGCACUUUUUUGCGCUCUUCUGCCUGCGCGCUCCGAGGCGGCGGUGGCGGCACCGAGCGCUCCUCGCUGGGGACUCGGCGCUCGGACUGGGAGCAGCGAGGACACCCUUGCGUCGGCUUCUAGUGCCUACUGGAGUUAGGAUGCCAGGGCGGUUGAUUCCCACCUACUGAACCCGGAGUUUCCUCCUCGGCCCUGGGAAGGGCUUGCAGCGGCGGCGGCGGCGGCGGCGGCGGCAGUAGCAGACGGAACAGCAGGCUUUCCUCUCCGAGGGGGGGCGUCGAAGCGCCCGCGCCGGGCUCCCGCCCUCACCCUCCGGCGCUCCUGCGGCCCCAAGCCGCCACCACGGUGCCUGCCUCCUUCCUCUUCUCUCCGAGAGCCGCCCCUGGGAUCGGACCCGUGCGCCCUGGAUGCUGAGGCUGCCCUGGCGCGCCCCCCUCCCGGCGCGACGCGCUAAGUGAACCGGAGGGCGCCCGCGCUUGCCCCAGGAGGGGCCCCCAGACCUCGGGACCCCGCGCCGGACCCGCCGGGGAGACGACGAUGUCCGCGCAGCCCCCAGCUCUGACGCGCUCCACGCAGCGGGGGGAAGGCGGCCGGCCGCAGCUCGCGGAGCCCUAGGUGCACAAAGCCCGCGCCCGCCGACGACUUUGCCGCCUGCUCCUCGGCUCUUUGUCUCCGCUUGGUGCGGGCGCCGGACUCUGGGAUUUCGGUGCGAGAUCGGGCUGGGGGGGCCGGGGGCGAGCUCUCGGUUUCCCGGCCGCCCCCCGCUCGGGUUCGGCUCCCCCCUCCCCCGCACCUCCCCGGCCCGGGCUCUCUGCGCUUCCACUCUCUCGGAAUCACGACCCCUCCCUGCCAUGUAUCCGCAAGGCAGACAUCCGGCUCCCCAUCAACCAGGGCAGCCAGGAUUUAAAUUCACGGUGGCUGAGUCUUGUGACAGGAUCAAAGACGAAUUCCAGUUCCUUCAAGCUCAAUAUCACAGCCUCAAAGUGGAGUACGACAAGCUGGCGAACGAGAAGACGGAGAUGCAGCGCCAUUAUGUGAUGUACUACGAGAUGUCCUACGGUUUGAACAUUGAGAUGCACAAGCAGACAGAGAUUGCGAAGAGGCUGAACACGAUCUUAGCACAGAUCAUGCCUUUCCUGUCACAAGAGCACCAGCAGCAAGUGGCGCAGGCGGUGGAGCGCGCCAAGCAGGUCACCAUGACAGAGCUGAACGCCAUCAUCGGGCAACAGCAGCUCCAGGCGCAGCACCUCUCCCAUGCCACACAUGGCCCCCCGGUCCAGCUGCCACCCCACCCGUCAGGCCUCCAGCCUCCAGGGAUCCCCCCAGUGACGGGGAGCAGCUCAGGGCUGCUGGCGCUUGGCGCGUUGGGCAGCCAGGCCCACCUGUCAGUGAAGGACGAGAAGAACCACCAUGAGCUGGACCACAGAGAGAGAGAAUCCAGUGCGAAUAACUCAGUGUCGCCCUCGGAAAGCCUGCGAGCCAGUGAGAAGCACCGGGGAUCUGCAGACUACAGCAUGGAAGCCAAGAAGCGGAAAGCAGAGGAGAAGGACAGUUUGAGCCGAUACGACAGUGACGGGGACAAGAGUGAUGAUCUAGUGGUGGACGUUUCCAAUGAGGACCCUGCGACACCCCGCGUCAGCCCGGCACACUCCCCUCCUGAAAAUGGGCUGGACAAGGCCCGUGGCCUGAAGAAGGAUGCCCCCACCAGCCCCGCCUCGGUGGCCUCCUCCAGCAGCACACCCUCCUCCAAGACCAAAGACCUUGGUCAUAAUGACAAAUCCUCCACCCCUGGACUCAAGUCCAACACGCCAACCCCGCGGAAUGAUGCCCCAACUCCUGGCACCAGCACGACCCCGGGGCUCCGGUCAAUGCCAGGCAAACCUCCAGGCAUGGACCCGAUAGGUAUAAUGGCCUCGGCCCUGCGCACGCCCAUCUCCAUCACCAGCUCCUACGCCGCGCCCUUUGCCAUGAUGAGCCACCACGAGAUGAACGGCUCCCUCACCAGCCCCAGCGCCUACGCGGGCCUCCACAACAUCCCGCCCCAGAUGAGCGCGGCUGCGGCCGCCGCCGCUGCUGCCUAUGGCCGAUCGCCAAUGGUGAGCUUUGGAGCUGUUGGCUUUGACCCUCACCCCCCCAUGCGGGCCACAGGCCUGCCCUCAAGCCUCGCCUCCAUUCCUGGUGGAAAACCAGCCUACUCUUUCCAUGUGAGCGCCGAUGGGCAGAUGCAGCCUGUGCCCUUCCCCCACGACGCCCUGGCAGGCCCUGGCAUCCCCAGGCACGCCCGGCAGAUCAACACACUCAGCCACGGGGAGGUGGUGUGUGCAGUGACCAUCAGCAACCCCACGCGCCACGUCUACACAGGAGGCAAGGGCUGCGUGAAGAUCUGGGACAUCAGCCAGCCAGGGAGCAAGAGCCCCAUCUCCCAGCUGGACUGCCUGAACAGGGACAACUACAUCCGCUCUUGCAAGCUGCUCCCUGACGGGCGCACGCUCAUCGUGGGCGGCGAGGCCAGCACGCUCACUAUCUGGGACCUGGCCUCCCCCACGCCACGCAUCAAGGCUGAGUUGACGUCCUCGGCUCCGGCCUGCUACGCCCUGGCCAUCAGCCCUGAUGCCAAAGUCUGCUUCUCCUGCUGUAGUGACGGCAACAUCGCCGUGUGGGACCUGCACAACCAGACCCUGGUCAGGCAGUUCCAGGGCCACACGGACGGGGCCAGCUGCAUAGACAUCUCCCAUGACGGCACCAAGCUGUGGACGGGAGGCCUGGACAACACCGUGCGCUCCUGGGACCUGCGGGAGGGCCGGCAGCUGCAGCAGCACGACUUCACCUCCCAGGUGCGCGCCUGAGCCCCUCCCCGUCCGCUGGAGCAGCGUGGGGCCUCCCUCCCGGGUCUCAGUGGCUGGUUCGGGGGACCAAGGGGUCCUCACGCGUAACCAUUACAAGUGGACCUGAGACCAACCUGAGUCAUCUGGGAAGGCUUCCUGGAGGAAGUGCCAUGAAAUAGAAUCCACAAGGCUUUGGAGUCGGUCGACUUGCCCCUGCUGCUCAGACGUGACUCCCAGCUCUUCUGCCAUCGAGCAUUUGGCCUCAGUUUUCUCAUUCACGGGAUGGGAAUAGUCAUAGCUACCUCAUGGCUCUGGUGUGAGCACCUGAAAUGGUCCCUCUGAAAGCCUUGGCUAUAAGCCUAUAGAAAGCAUUCUAUACAUGCUAGGUAUUACUUUUUGUUAUUGUAUUAUUUGUGUUAAUGUUUUAAUCUUGCAUGUUUAAUACAUUAGUGUUUUAUUUACUCAUAUUUUUCUUAAGGAAAGGUAAAAGUCACUGAGACAGAGAAGAACUUUGAAAGUGAAAUAUCUGUGUCAUCUCUGAGUUUGAAUCCUGGCUCUGCCACUUUAUUUCCAGAGUCAGCAACCUCUCUGAGCCUCAGCUUCCUCACCUGGGAAGUUGACUGGGGAUAAAACACUAUUCCCUGGAGGGGGAGAGAGGGGGACUUGG